AUGGGCAAAGAGAAGACCCACAUCAACAUUGUGGUUAUUGGCCAUGUGGAUUCCGGCAAGUCCACAACAACAGGGCAUCUCAUCUACAAAUGUGGAGGCAUUGACAAGAGGACCAUCGACCGGUUUGAGAAGGAGGCCUCAGAGGUGGGCAAAGGCUCCUUCAAAUAUGCCUGGGUUCUGGACAAGCUGAAAGCAGAGCGGGAACGUGGCAUCACCAUUGACAUCUCCCUGUGGAAGUUUGAGACCAAGAAAUACUAUAUCACCAUCAUUGAUGCCCCAGGUCACCGUGACUUCAUCAAGAACAUGAUCACAGGCACCUCACAGGCAGACUGCGCUGUGCUGAUUGUGGCAAGUGGUGUAGGUGAGUUUGAGUCUGGCAUCUCCAAGAAUGGGCAGACCCGUGAGCACGUACUGCUGGCAUAUACACUAGGCGUGAAGCAGCUCAUCGUGGCAGUCAAUAAGAUGGACGUCACAGAGCCUCCUUACAGUAGUGCACGCUUUGAGGAGAUCAGCAAGGAGGUGAAGGCCUAUAUCAAGAAGAUCGGUUACAACUCUGAGGCUGUCGCCUUUGUGCCCAUCUCAGGCUGGCAUGGGGACAACAUGAUAGAACCAAGCACCAAGAUGUCCUGGUUUAAAGGCUGGAAGAUCACCAGGAAGGAAGGAAACAUAGUAGGUAUGACACUGCUAGAAGCACUGGACUCCAUCAUGCCCCCUGCCCGUCCUAUGGACAAGCCCCUGCGGCUGCCUCUGCAGGAUGUGUAUAAGAUUGGGGGCAUUGGCACCGUGCCCGUGGGCCGGGUGGAAACAGGCUACCUCAAGCCAGGCAUGGUGGUGAACUUUGCCCCCUGCAACAUCACCACAGAGGUCAAGUCUGUAGAGAUGCACCACGAGGCCCUGGCUGAGGCCUUGCCUGGAGACAAUGUGGGCUUUAAUGUGAAGAAUGUGUCAGUGAAGGACAUCAGGCGGGGCUACGUGGCAGGAGACAGCAAGAAUGAUCCACCCUUAGAAGUGGCGAGUUUCAUCUCCCAGGUGAUCAUUCUCAACCACCCUGGCAGCAUUGCAGUUGGCUACUCACCAGUUCUGGACUGCCACACGGCCCACAUUGCCUGCAAGUUUGCAGAACUCAGGGAGAAGAUUGACCGGCGCUCAGGCAAGAAGCUGGAAGACCAUCCCAAAGCCCUCAAGUCUGGGGACUCCGCCAUUGUUCAGAUGAUUCCACGAAAGCCCAUGUGUGUGGAAAGCUUCUCAGAGUAUCCGCCCCUUGGCCGCUUUGCUGUUCGUGACAUGAGGCAGACAGUGGCUGUUGGGGUCAUCAAGGCUGUGGAGAAAAAAGCAGCGACUGGUGGCAAAAUCACCAAGUCUGCCACGAAGGCAGCCAAGAAAUGAGUGGUGACGACUACUUUAGACCUUUCCAGGAGAGGGCAGCCCAGAAGAAGCCACGGCUGGAAAAGAAGAGCUCAAGGAGACUUAGACUUACUCUUCUCUUGACUAAAAUGUCUUAAACCUACCCCUGCUAAUGCACUUUUCUUUUUGCUGAUGAGUUUGAGGCAUGGGAAUAAAGCACACCAAGUCUUUGCCUCUGCCUCUACUGACCUCGAUGCUGUAAGCAAGGAGGAAGCAGGUGGGUUGCUCAGUCUAAUUCCACACCUCAGCUUCCUUCUGGUGCUUGACUGGUGCAAGAACCAGAGAGCUAGAGUCACGAGGAGGAAAAAGUAUAAAGGAGGAAGUCUAGAGCAGCUUUUAGCCCUGGCCAAGCUCUUCAGUUCCUACAACAGAACUCUGGUGCUAAACUGCCUGACUUGAAUAGCAUCUAUAAAAGUUACCGAACUUCUCUGUGUGCUCAUUUGUAAAAUGGAAAAACAAGAUAGUAUCUGCCUCCAAAGGGAUGCUGAACUUUGAGUGAGCUGGUACUUGCUGGGCAUGGUAAUUAGCCACUCUCAUUAACAUGGUGUGCGAGCUGGAGGCAAGG
Messenger RNA from Canis lupus familiaris (dog), 1969 nucleotides. RefSeq names its product elongation factor 1-alpha 1-like. The coding region runs from base 1 to 1386 and encodes 461 amino acids. The transcript has 7 exons. Gene Ontology annotation, biological process: translational elongation; translation. The record is from RefSeq and is a predicted model, not a curated record. Lineage: Eukaryota; Metazoa; Chordata; Mammalia; Carnivora; Canidae. Gene Ontology annotation, molecular function: translation elongation factor activity; GTPase activity; GTP binding.